AUGGCAUCUUCGUACUCAUUUUACGGUGAUCGUUACAGCGACGGCGCGUUGCAAUUCAGUCAACCGAUACCUCAUCCAUGCAAAACUAAAACUCGCAAUACAAUAGCGUUGUCUUCGUUCUCAGACGGACGAUUUCGCAGCAAAGUGAAUUCCAUUAAGGAGGAUGAAGAAAAAAAAGUACAAUUACAGAAGGAUCCCCCGACAGCAACAUCAAAAGGGGAUGUAAAUGCUUGUGGAGAUUGUUGCUGCUGUAGAGUAUUUUAUUCUGACCGAUUCAGAGAAUUCUCGUCCGACACCACCUUGCAUGGAUUGCGUUACGCAGUUGCCGAAGGUGUGGAACCAUGGAGGAGGUUUCUUUGGACAGUGUUACUUGUAAUUGCUGUAAGUGCGACUGCCGUGUACAUGUACCUGUGCUGGUAUAAAUUCUUUUCGUUCCCGGUCAACACCGUCGUUACUCUCACUUAUAAGUCAAAACUUCGCUUCCCAGCAAUUACCAUAUGUAACUACAACCAGUACCGGAAGUCCGUUGUUAAAGGCACGCGAUUUGAGGAAUGGGUACGCCAACAGUAUCCACUGUUCAACUUCAGCGAUGACGAUGUUCAGGUAGAGCUAGAUGAAUCAAUCUUGGAAGCCAACAGAACUUGGUUUGACCAGAUGGCCGCACACAGCAAAUGGAGUAUGAUAUAUCAAUGUACUUUUGGUAGCGUUAAAAUACCGUGUAGUGCUAGUAACUUCACGGAAACUUUCACCGACUUCGGAGUAUGCUAUACUUUUAACGGUGCUGACAGAGAAGGUGGGGCGCUACUUGUGGGACACAGUGGAAGUGAACAUGGUCUGAGGAUGCGAUUAUUUGUGAAUCAAUCAGAGUACACUUUCGGUGAGCAUUGUGGUGCAGGAUUUAAGAUUCUUCCCCAUCCGCAAGACGAAGUGCCAUUGGUUCGUAAUUUCGGAUUCGCUGUCUCUCCUGGGACUGAGGCUCUGGUUGGACUAAAGAUGAUUCAGGAACACAAUCUUCCAGCACCUUAUGCAAGCCAGUGUUCGAACGAAACACUACAGUAUUUUGCAAAAUACGCACGUUCUAACUGUGUACGAGAGCGACAAACUGACGCUGUUGUCGCAAAGUGUGGUUGUCGGGAACCCUACAUGCCGAGUGACGCGAGGGUAUGUAAUUACAACGAGACUCGUGUGUGUGUUCGACCAGAGUUAGUUUGCUGUGAUUUCUAA
Molecule: messenger RNA, 1224 nt
Organism: Saccoglossus kowalevskii
Lineage: Eukaryota; Metazoa; Hemichordata; Enteropneusta; Harrimaniidae
Product: acid-sensing ion channel 1C-like
Biological process (GO): sodium ion transmembrane transport
Cellular component (GO): plasma membrane
Molecular function (GO): ligand-gated sodium channel activity
Source: RefSeq, a predicted model, not a curated record